Molecule: messenger RNA, 1785 nt
Organism: Lolium rigidum
Lineage: Eukaryota; Viridiplantae; Streptophyta; Magnoliopsida; Poales; Poaceae
Product: E3 ubiquitin-protein ligase RNF14-like
Exons: 7
Coding region: 37-1716 (559 amino acids)
Biological process (GO): positive regulation of proteasomal ubiquitin-dependent protein catabolic process; ubiquitin-dependent protein catabolic process; protein polyubiquitination
Cellular component (GO): cytoplasm; ubiquitin ligase complex
Molecular function (GO): ubiquitin conjugating enzyme binding; zinc ion binding; ubiquitin protein ligase activity
Source: RefSeq, a predicted model, not a curated record
AGAAAGACCGCUCCGGCCGCCACCCGCAGUCCACUCAUGGAGAGCCCUCCCGGCGGCUCCCACGGCCAGGGCGGCGUCUCGCCGUCACCGGAGGCGGUGCGGAGGCUGCGCGAGAUGGCGCUACGGGAUCGUCAGGAGGGAGACGAGCCCGAUCUGCCGGACGACCAGCUGCGCUCCAACGACCAGCUCCAGGAAGACGAGAUGCUGGCACUGGAGGCAAUUUAUGGAGACAAGCUAGAUAUUUUUGAUGAAAAAUCUGUGCCACGGUCGUUCCAGAUCCAUGUGCAUUGUGAAAUUCCAGAUGGUUUCUCUGUGUCCGCAGAACUUCUGCAGGGUGUUGAUGAUUACCCAAACAGCCGGUUCUUUCACACAUUCAGUGUCGAGCACUUGGCUCCAAUAUCACUGACAUGCCUUAUGCCUCCAUCGUACCCGAGCCAUCAUUCUCCCUACUUCACUCUCGGUGUACAGUGGUUGGAUAGUGUGAAGAUUUCUUUCCUUUGUCACAUGCUCGACUCGAUCUGGGCGCAACAAUCUGGGCAGGAAGUUGUUUUUGAGUGGGUGCAAUGGCUGCAGAGCUCUACACUUUCUCAUCUUGGCUUCGACGAUGGAAUAGUCAUACGACAACCUGAUGAUAGUAUGACGGAUCCUGUGGAUGUUCGUCUUGACAGAGAGAUUCUCUCUGUAGACGAUGUCGUUCAAAGGUUGAUCAACUACAAUGAAGAGCAAUGCCAAGAAGCAUUUCUGAAUGGCCUUCAUGUCUGCAUGAUUUGCUUCAGUGACUACAAAGGCAUCGACUUCAUAAAACUUCCAUGCGGUCAUUACUUUUGCCGGAAUUGCAUGGAAACAUACUCAAGAAUGCAUGUGAAGGAAGGAUCAGUCAUGAAAUUGGUGUGCCCUGAUAACAAAUGCGGAGGCUUCGUUCCUCCUAAUCUACUGAAGAGCUUGCUAGGAGAGGUAGAUUUUGAACGGUGGGAAAGGUUGAUACUCCAAAGGACUCUGGACUCAAUGGCUGAUGUAGCUUACUGUCCAAGAUGUCAAACAGCUUGCCUGGAAGAUGAGGACAACGCCCAGUGCUCCAAGUGCCUCUUCAGCUUCUGUACCCGCUGCAGAGAUCGUCGUCAUGUGGGGGAGAGAUGCCUUACUCCGGAAGAAAAGCUUCUCUCUUUGGAGGAACGCGAAAAGGUACGCAAGUUAUGCAAAGGCUAUGCUGGAUCUAGUAACUUGGCAGAUGAAAUACGCAGUAUCAAGGAAAUACUUCGUUCUUCUGUUCCAUGUCCGCAUUGUGGUACUGCAAUCUCACGCGUGUCAGGCUGCGACCACAUGCGUUGUAGGAACUGUAAUAAGUCGUUCUGCUAUGGUUGUCGCAAGCCACUAAAUCCUACUCAUACAAGUGAACAAUGUAGAAGGGAUUAUGAGAAGCUGACAGAGAAGCUGGAUACGGCUGGUUCUAUCAAAGAGCUAGUGAGAAAACUGAAACUGGGAGUAUGCAAACCGCAUCCGUGCCCGAGUUGCCACCAGAUAACUUACAAGCUGGGAAACAACAACCACGUCUUCUGUGAGGCCUGCCGGGUUCAUCAUUGUGCUCAGUGCCGGAAGGUGGUGCGGAAGAGCUCAGAGCACUAUGGCCCUCGAGGGUGCAAGCAGCACACUGUCAACCCCGACAUUGCCAAGACUAGACCAAAGAAGAAGGAUGACUCUCAAUUAGCAUCCUUGUGAGGAUAUCUAAGGGUGAGCAAUUCGUUUCAGCUACGGUGAAGCUGUUCCUCGUUGAGAAGAUCAGUUAUA